CAGAAUGAGAAAGAAACGCCACCAAAUCCAAAAUUUUGUUAUGGCGAAGUUUUUGAAUUGAUUAUAGUUAAAAAUGGGUGAACAUUCACACAGUAGAUUUGAAAAAUCUCUUGGCUUGUUAACAACAAAGUUCGUGGGUCUGUUAAAAAGAGCGACAGGUGGUGUACUGGAUCUUAAAGUCGCUGCCGAUUUGCUGGCUGUUAGACAAAAAAGGAGAAUUUAUGAUAUAACUAAUGUAUUAGAAGGAAUAGGAUUAAUAGAAAAGAAAAGCAAAAACAGUAUUCAAUGGAAGCCUUACACCAAUAAGUAUCUACCUGGAUCAGACACUGAAGAAUUUACCUCUAAGAUAUCUGAACUAAAAAAGAAAGUAGCAAAAUUAAACGAUUAUGAACGUGAACUGGACCUACAUAAACUGUGGAUUGAACAAAGCAUAAGGAAUACCACUGAAGACUUAGAAACUAGGCAAUAUUUAUAUUUAACAGAUGAAGAUUUUUCAAAUCAUUUUAGCAGUAGUGACACAGUUGUGAUAGUUAAUACACCUGUAAAUAAUAGUAGUGUAACAUUUGAAAAUGUAGAAGAUUCAUUCCAGCUACAUUUCAAUUCAAGUACAACACCUAUAACCACAAGACUUUUGGGAGAUGUUCCUGCAGAUGAUCAGGGAAAUUCUAAAAAAAGGAAAAGGCUAUUAUUACAAACAUCUGAAGAUGAUUCAAAUUCAUCGGACCUAAAAUUUAUUGACGAGGAGGAUCCAGAUAUCGUUACUGCUCAAAUAUUGUUUAAGAAACAUAAAAGUAGUUACUAUAGUCAAAAUAGAAGGACAGUAGAUCAAGAUCUGGACGUUGAUAGUCCAUUUGUUACAUUGAGUCCUGCAUCAUUUCACCAAGAUUAUAACUUUGGUCUUCUAGAAACUGAAGGUGCUACCGAUCUAUUCGACGAAAUAGUUUCUUCUAGCGUGGUUGAACUUUCAGUGUAACUUUUUUUGAUAUAGCUUUAUAUUUAUACUUUCUUUUAUAUAAGACAAUGUUAUGUUGAAGAUAAUUAUAUUGAAUAAAAAAUGAUCAUGUUUU
Molecule: messenger RNA, 1067 nt
Organism: Diabrotica balteata
Lineage: Eukaryota; Metazoa; Arthropoda; Insecta; Coleoptera; Chrysomelidae
Source: the annotation of a GenBank genome assembly